UGGGUCUUUUCUUAAUCACCAGUCUGGUCACACUGAGUUUGUUUGGCUUUUCAUCCAAUCUUGUGGGCAUACUCGGAAUUUGAAGAUUUUAGAGAUGGGUCGCAACAAGGCAAACAACAAAAAGGUAGCUCCUGGAGCUGCUAAGCCAAAGACUCCUCUGAACAAGUCAAAGAAGACUAAGAACGUUUUCAAAGUGGGAGACGGUAACAAAGGCAAGGGCAAGAAGCCCAAGGAAGUGCAGGGCAAGCUCAAGCAGAUCAAGGAAUCUGUGAAGGCCAAGCAGGAGAAGGUAGACGCCAGCCUGAAGAGCCUACACAAGGAUCUGGUGGUGAAGAAGCCAAAAGCCCCAGUGGCACCCAUUAAGACCAAUAAGAAGAAAGGGGCCAAUGCCCAAAAAGUGUCCGACACGCUGGGCAAACUUAAGUUCUAAAAAAUUACGCAUAAUCCGGUUUACGUUUUACGUAUAGUAGAUGUAGUUAGUCCCCAUUGAUUGUUAAAGACUUGUGUCUAAUGUUGCUAGGGCAAUGAUUAUCCAAAAUAUAUGAUAGCUGUAUGGACAGUGAUGGGAAGCAAUAAUCUAGGUAAUAUUCUAUGAAUACUCAAUCACUUCUUGACCUCUUGUUAACCUUCUAUUGACUUUCAUUCCGUUUGCGCUCGAAUACCUGAUAAAUAUUAUUUCCAAGGAAUAGGCCUUUUAAAUAAUCGUUGAUCCCAAAUUUAUUUAAAAAAAUAGCGUACAUCUCUUAGUAGGAUGUGGGUAUUAAUAUAGUUGUACCUUUAUAUAUUUCUUGAAUCCUACCAAUAAUUGUGUUGCACUCCCAUCACUGUAUUAUGGCAACCUAGACAACCA
Drosophila eugracilis is the source of this 850-nucleotide messenger RNA. RefSeq lists its product as uncharacterized. The transcript is spliced from 3 exons. The coding region runs from base 95 to 430 and encodes 111 amino acids. Lineage: Eukaryota; Metazoa; Arthropoda; Insecta; Diptera; Drosophilidae. The record is from RefSeq and is a predicted model, not a curated record.